AUGAAGGCGCAGCUCUGUCCCCGCCAGCCCGUCACUCCCGGUGCCGAGAGCCUGGUCUGGAGCGUGCUCACAUCGCUCCCCCGGGAGGCAGCUGCUGUCGGGGCGGUGUGGGACAGGCCGAGGUCCCUUUGCAGCCCCCUCGGGGGCUACCGCCGCCUGCUCGCACACUACGGCAGCAUCGCCCGCGCCGUCGGGAAUUCCUCUGAGAGCCACAAUUGUGCCAAAAGCAUCUUGACCUCAGACAGGCUGCAGAUAGUUGUGACCCUUUCAGAGUUCUUCAAUGAAACCUGGGAGGCAGCCAACUGUGCAAAUUGUUUAAAGAAUAGCAGUGAGGGAUUAUCAAAUUCUACUGAAGAAUUCCUGGAUUUAUUCAAUAAAUCUCUGACAUGUUUUGAACAUAACCUUCAGGGGCAAGGCAUUGAUCUGUCACCAAAUAACUACACAGAGGUGUGUAAAAACUGCAAUGAAACCUACACGAAAUUGAAUGACCUGUAUAACCACCUGCAGAGGAUGAACAGGCAAGGCGGUGAAUCCGCGCACUCCGCACACUUGUGCAUCGACGUGGAGGAUGCAAUGAACAUCACUCGGAAGCUUUGGAGCAGGACUUUCAACUGUUCUCUUCCUUGCAGUGAUACAGUCCCAGUGAUUGCAGUUUCAUCCUUUAUUCUCUUCCUACCUAUUGUUUUUUAUCUUAGUAGUUUCCUUCACUCCAAGCAGAAGAAACGGAUACUCAUUUUGCCCAAGCGCAUCCAGUCAAAUGCCAAUCUUGUGAACAUCCAAGAAAAAUACAGCUGAGCUGCAAAACAAAACCUGAGAACUGCUGCUGGUAUACAGUGGGUACAAUUGUGUUGGAAUGAGGCCGGCACAAAAGAGGAGUUAAUUAUGGUUUAGUGUAAUGAUACAGAGCAACACAAGUUAAACAAAAUGCCGUCUGACUUCUAAGUGAGGAUAUUAACAAACAUGAUAAGGCAGGGCUGUGUGACACUGUAUGGACUCUGGUUUUGAAAAAUCCAUGGUGGUUUUUUAAUUUUUCUUUUCAGUCUCAGCUGAAGCUGGUGUUUUUCUGUUCCUAAGCUUUUGUACUUCACAUCAGUAGAAUACCUAUACUUUCCUUGCAUAGCAUUUUGCUAUAUUUGUUUCACACAAACCUGAGAUUUUGAAUCUUUUUGAAAUGAUUUUGGUAGACAGACAAAAUUUCAUAUAAUGUUUGAUGUUUCUGCUUAAAACAUUUUUAAUUCCACAUAAUGUUCAGACUUGGGAUGGAAGGAACACUUUAAAAAAGUUCCCAUCUUUCCUAUACCACUGAAAAGUCAUGCUGCUGGCAUCUGUUAAAAAAGAGGCAUGAAAUAUGCAGAGAAAGUGGUGAUAUAUAGUGUCUAAAAUGGCAACAAAAGCAGCAAAACUGCCAAUGCUGGACUUGAAUAGUAAUUAUUGAUGGCUACAGUAUUCUGUUUUCUCUGAAACUGGUGGCAUAUUUAGUCUUUUGCACACUUUAACCACUGAAAUAAUUGCUUUUCAAAUCUUACAUUUUCAGAAGCUAAUUUUACAUACCUGCUUGGGUGACAAGGUCGCUCCCUGUUUAUUAUGCCAUUUCCUUUUAUUUUCAAUUCUAAUGUGUUGGUGUUUUUUUAUGUUUUUGUAGAGGAGAAGUGAGGUAAAGUCAAGUCACUGGAGAAGCUGAAUUUCCUGGUCUAGAGCUUGCUGUAGCUUAAUACAGAGGUGUUUACAGGAACUUUUUAGGGUGAAAGUUGUGUUUUAGCAGUAAGUGAACCAGUGGAUUCUCUUCCUUAAAAACCAUUCUGGAGAACACGAUAUAUAAUACACUGUAUUGGGAAUUGGUGACUUUCAAGAAAUAAUCUAAAAAUGUUAUACCUGUGAAAUAGAUGGAUGUAAACAAAUUCAAACUUGCAGGACUCCAAAGCUGAUGGAGAAAUUAGUGCAAUAACUGUGGGGAUGGGUGGUGCUGCUGUCACGCUGUGGGCACAAUUUAAAGGCUGCAGCAAUAGUGGCAGUUCAGCUUGUUUAUUGUAUUUCUGAUUUGGGAGAGUGAUGUGGUUUAAAUUAUUUAUAGCUGUACCUGACGUUAAUGAAUGCCAGAGACUUUGAUCCAAUUUUUAAAUAUAUAAUUUCUAACCUCGAGAUAAAAAAAUAAUGGUCAUUACAGCAAAAAAAAAAAAAUUCUCUUGGAAUCUCUGUCUGAUGUCUGUCAAAAUGCCCCAUUAAAUAGUUGUAUUUGAUUUGCUUUGGAGCCUAUAAUGUUGAAUUUUUACUUUGCACUAAGGCUCAAAUAAAUAUAUAGAAGUGUAACAAAACCAA
Ficedula albicollis (Collared flycatcher) is the source of this 2316-nucleotide messenger RNA. It is a transcript of the gene OSTM1, whose product is annotated as osteopetrosis associated transmembrane protein 1. The transcript is spliced from 7 exons. The coding region runs from base 1 to 795 and encodes 264 amino acids. Gene Ontology annotation, cellular component: cytosol. The record is from RefSeq and is a predicted model, not a curated record. NCBI's taxonomy places the organism in Eukaryota, Metazoa, Chordata, Aves, Passeriformes, Muscicapidae.